Sporothrix brasiliensis 5110 is the source of this 1395-nucleotide messenger RNA. RefSeq lists its product as uncharacterized. NCBI's taxonomy places the organism in Eukaryota, Fungi, Ascomycota, Sordariomycetes, Ophiostomatales, Ophiostomataceae. Gene Ontology annotation, biological process: autophagy of mitochondrion; protein localization to phagophore assembly site; protein lipidation. The transcript is spliced from 2 exons. Gene Ontology annotation, cellular component: extrinsic component of membrane; phagophore assembly site membrane; fungal-type vacuole membrane. The record is from RefSeq and is a predicted model, not a curated record. Gene Ontology annotation, molecular function: phosphatidylinositol-3,5-bisphosphate binding; phosphatidylinositol-3-phosphate binding; protein binding. Bases 1 to 1395 code for a protein of 464 amino acids.
AUGUCCGUCCCCGCGCUCAACUUUGUGACGUUCAACCAGGACCACAGCUGCCUGGCUGUGGGCACAUCCAAGGGCUUCCGCAUCUACCACACCGAUCCCUUCUCGAAAAUAUUCAGCAGUUAUGACGGUAGUGUGUCCAUCAUCGAAAUGCUCUUUUCGACGUCACUCGUGGCCAUGGUUCUGUCACCUCGGCAUUUGGUGAUUCAGAACACUAAACGCGCCUCCGUCAUAUGCGAGCUUACAUUUCCGUCUGCCGUUCUCGCCGUGCGGCUCAAUCGGAAACGUCUCGCCGUCGUUCUUGAAGACGAGAUUUACCUCUACGACAUAGCGAACAUGAGCCUCUUGUACACCAUCGCAACAUCUCCAAACCCCAGUGCCAUAUGUUGCCUUUCUCCAUCCUCCGACAACUGCUAUAUCGCAUACCCUCUCCCCAAACCCCGCGAGGACCGCGACGAGAAACGUCCUUCGCAUGCUCCGCCACUGUCGUCAUAUAUUGCUCCAACAUCUGGCGAGGUCCUCAUCUUUGACGCAAUCACGCUUAAGGCCGUCAAUGUCAUUGAGGCUCAUCGUUCACCCUUGUCCUGCAUUGCAAUCAACGGCGACGGCACGUUGUUGGCGACAGCGUCUGAGACUGGUACCAUCAUCCGCGUGUUCAGCGUCCCCAAGGGCCAGAAACUCUACCAGUUUCGCCGUGGCACAUACCCGUCCACGAUAUACAGCAUGUCCUUUAACCAGGACUCUUCCCUGUUGUGUGUUUCCUCAACGUCGGACACCGUUCAUAUUUUCCGCCUUGGGGGCCCACAAGGUACCCUGGGCGACGGCCUAGGAGGCGCACCCACCGGCGCAGCGGCUUAUGCUGGUGUCACGGAUUUUGGCUCAUCACAACAAGGCCUCUGGGGCCGUUCGCGCAGCCACGACAGUUUUAACGAAUCUCCCAGCAGUACUGCCGGCUCGCCGCAGAACGAGUCCUCCGAUGUAGCUGGCAGCAGUGCCAACCGAGAUGGAACCGUAUCCGGACAAAGACGACAAAGCGGCUCGUUUGGAAGCAUGUUACGAAGAUCGUCCCAAAUCAUGGGCCGUAGCGUUGCAGGAGUCGUCGGUUCCUACCUUCCACAGACAGUAACUGAAAUUUGGGAGCCACUACGAGACUUUGCGUUUAUCAAAAUCCCACGGUCUGGUGCAACAGCCACUCCAUCCAAGGCGACUCCGUCAGGACCUUCUUUCAACACCGGCGCUGGGAGCUUGAACUAUUCUGGUGGGCCACUACGAAGCGUGGUGGCGAUGAGCAGCAACAGCCCCCAGAUUAUGGUUGUCACAAGCGACGGGGGAUUCAAUGUUUUCAAUAUCAAUAUGGAAACCGGCGGUGAAGGAUAUCUGGCUGACCAUUUCUCGUAA